AUGGAAAAUACAGGACUCGGCGAGUCCGAUAGCCCGUCGGACGUCGAUGAGCAGACCAAAGCAUGGGAGUCCGAUCCUCGGACCGUGAGAGCACAUCUCGCCCAAACCGACGGUCUCAACGACCAACCCUCACAAAUCGAAUGCGGCAUUGGCCAUCGAGUACAAGCUAGUCGGUCUGUUCUAGCCCUGGUGGUUGACGAAGACUGUGUUUUCGCCGGGCUUCAAGGGGGAGACAUUGUAGCGUGGUCUCUGGAGAACUACGAUCUUGUUCUCUCCGUCCGUGCUCAUCAAGAAAGCGUCUUGGACUUGUACCUCUCGGAAGGAGGUGACCUCCUCUUUUCCAGUGGAGGCGACUCUGUUGUCAAUGUCUGGUCUACUCGGACCUUUGAGCGGUUGUACUCGAUUCAUUCUCAUCAUGACGUUGGUGAUCUCUUUGCCGUGGCCUACUCGCCGAGCCUGAACACCGUUUACUGUGGUGCCCAAAACACCAGCAUCCAAUGGUGUAAUCUUUCCCAAUCUGGUACGGCAUCUACCCAACAAUCCGCUGUUCAUCUAUCCAAGCGAACACAUCGCUUCUUCGACUCGAAGGGUCCUGACGGUACUCGCGCUCCUCGAGCGGAUGGCCAGUCGGUGGCCGAUGGUGGCCAAGUACUUAGCUUCAAGCGUGACCAUCACAAUUUGUUUGCCCACCAUGGUUAUGUUUACACGAUGACGCUUGUCCGAGGACUGCUUGAGUCGUCCCCAAACGACGAGGUCCUCUUGACGGGGGCGGGUGACGGAGUGGUCAAACUCUGGCGCUUAGAGCAAGGAAAGGCUGAUUCCGCUCCCGCACUGAUGGCAAGGCUACAUAACACCGAUCCCGUGCUCUCCGUGGCAGUCGAAGGAUCGUUUCUCUACUGCGGUUUGUCAGGCGGUGCGCUGAAUAUCUGGAACCUGGAUUCCCAUCAGCUCGUGAAGCGUAUCGCCGCCCAUACUGGUGAUCUAUGGGCGGUGGAUAUUAUUCACGGUAUGGCCGUGUGCGGAGACUCUAAUGGAAUUGUAAAGAAAUUCAACUCGCGGUUCGAGGAAGUCGGCAGCUGGGCCGCUCAUGAAGGCACUAUGCUCGCCUCUGCUGCCGGUAAAUUCAAGGACCGACAUAUAUACGCCACCGGAGGAAAUGACAAUACAGUUGGAAUCUGGGAUUUGACCGACGUAUCUUUGUCUGCGACAGAGAAGCCUCCGAUCAACAACGAUGAGAUGGUGAGCUGCCUUGCCAAGCUGGUAGCGUUCAAAACGAUAUCAUCCAGCCCAAAGUUUGCCGGUGAAUGCAACCAAGGAGCAGCAUUCCUCCGCCGACAUUGCAUAUACCUUGGGGCUAAGACGAAGCUCUUACCCACAGGAGAAGACACUAAUCCUAUUGUUUUCGCUCGUUUCAGCGCGACGUCGCCUGAAAAGUCCGACAAAACCAUCUUGUUCUACGGACAUUAUGACGUGGUCGGCGCGGACGCCAACCGACAGAAGUGGAAAACUGAUCCGUAUCAGCUAACUUCCAUGGAUGGCUUCUUGUACGGCCGUGGCGUUUCUGACAACAAAGGUCCUAUCCUCGCCGCUUUAUACGCAGCGGCAGAUCUGGCACGUCAAAAAGCUCUACAAUGCAACGUCGUAUUCCUCCUUGAAGGAGAGGAGGAAUCCGGAUCUCAAGGCUUCCAUGAGACAGUUCGCAAACACAAACAGCAAAUUGGGCCAGUUGAUUGGAUUCUGUUAGCAAACAGCUACUGGCUGGAUGACUACAAUCCGUGUCUCACAUACGGGCAGCGCGGAGUCGUCCACGCAAACCUGAUCGUCACUAGUGACCACCCUGACUUACACAGUGGUAUCGACGGCAGUUCGCUGUUAGACGAGCCAUUGAAGGACUUGACUAUGCUACUUGGUACUUUGGUUGGGCCCAGGGGCAAAGUCAACCUCCCUGGUUUCCAAGACCCCGUAUUGCCAUUGACCGAUGUAGAAAGAGAGCGUUAUGGCGCGAUCGCCCAGAUCCUCCUCAAGCAGCACCCGCAGAUUAAGGAUUCUGGUGCCCUAAUCGACUCGCUUAUGCAUAGAUGGCGCGAGCCUUCUCUCACCAUUCAUUCCGUCGAGGUUCCGGGAAGCAGCAAGAGUGCAACCACAACCAUUUCCCGCAAAGCGAAGGCUAGCCUUUCGAUUCGUAUCGUGCCUAACCAAUCGGCCGACGAAAUUGCAGCUGCGUUGACUUUAUACGCACAAGAGCGUUUCGACCAACUGGAAUCCCAGAAUGAGCUUACCGUUGAAAUCACGGGGACAUCAGACCCGUGGCUGGGCGACCCAGACAACCAAAUCUUUGAGACCCUAGCCGAGGCCAUCACAGCAGCCUGGACGCCCGACCAACAGCGCCUAAAGCAUCAGUAUUCGCUUUCCCGGCGUGCCUUCGGAGACCGCUCAGCUAGCCCCAGCGGCGCAAAGGAAGCUGCUACCAGGGCCCUCCGCCGCCAGGACUCAGAGGACAGCCUAGCCUCCCACAUCGACCGCAUCAUCAUGUCCACAACCACAUCCAAAACAACCACGCGCCAUCGGAGCUCGCUAAGCACAACCGUGCCCACCUCGUCAACCCUCACAGGCCAGUCGAACAAGCAAGCCGCAGACUCCACGACCUCGUCGCCUCCCCCAGACCCCGCUGUUAUCUCAUCUGCCCCCUCGCCAAUGGGUACAGAUGGUACAGCAGAGGUCUCUCGCGAAAGAGUCGGCGUCCGACCCAUCUACAUCCGCGAGGGCGGCUCAAUCCCCACAAUCCGCUUCCUGGAGAAAGAGUUCUCCGCCCCAGCGGCUAAUCUGCCGUGCGGGCAGGCGAGUGAUAACGCGCAUUUGUACAAUGAGCGGCUGCGCGUCGAGAAUCUGUAUAAAAGUCGGGAGAUCUUCAGUUAUGUGUUUUCGCGGUUGCCGGAAAAGGCGUGA
Molecule: messenger RNA, 2946 nt
Organism: Aspergillus mulundensis
Lineage: Eukaryota; Fungi; Ascomycota; Eurotiomycetes; Eurotiales; Aspergillaceae
Product: glutamine amidotransferase subunit DUG2
Exons: 6
Coding region: 1-2946 (981 amino acids)
Biological process (GO): glutathione catabolic process; proteolysis
Molecular function (GO): peptidase activity; protein binding
Source: RefSeq, a predicted model, not a curated record